UAAGCUUGCCGAAUAAUGCCCCAUGGCGGAUAAAUGACUGAAAUGUCGUUAAAAGUAUUUUAUAAUGUUAUAGUAAUUCACCAUGAACGUGUUGUUCGUACUCGGACUGUUGGCGUUGGCGUGCGCUACCUCAGAGGCAAAACUGUUGAAAUAUCCAAAAAAUUAUGUGAAUAGUAUAAUUGAAGGUCGCGUUGUCGGCGGUAGAAAUGCGACUGAAGGAGAGGUACCCUAUCAAGUUUCCCUACAAACAUUUUAUGGCUAUCAUAUAUGUGGCGGAGCCAUCAUCGACAAGGACUGGAUAGCAACGGCUGCACAUUGUCUCGCUAAUAGAUAUCCAAGUGAUGUCUUUGUUGCUACUGGCACGAUAGAAUGGGAGUGGCCCAAUGCCACUUAUGCCUCGCGUACAUUUUAUUCGCACUGUCGCUACAAUAAGCCGGCUAGCCACAAUGACAUCGCUUUGAUUCAUCUGAACUCGUCCAUUGUUUUCAAUGAGAAAACUCAACCCAUCACCUUGCCAACCGAACAAAUGACGGAUGGUGAUGAAGUCAUCUUGACGGGUUGGGGCUCAACUGAACUGUAUGGCGAUACGCCGGAUAAGUUGCAGCUGGUCAAAUUGAAGUAUAUGUCACAUCAGAAAUGUAAAGAAAUGUAUGACAAUGACCCAGACGUUGAUGUUGGUCAUAUGUGUACUUUCACACAGAGAGGCGAAGGUGCGUGUCAUGGCGAUUCCGGCGGUCCGCUAGUGAGCGGUGGUAAGCUGGUUGGCCUGGUUAAUUGGGGUAUGCCAUGUGCUAUUGGUUAUCCAGAUGUGCAUGCCAGUCCAUAUUUCUUUAGAGAUUGGAUUCGUCGUGUGAUGAGCGGUAACUCGAAGUGUGUGGUGUAAAAUUAAUGAAAUAAAAUAAAUAUUUUUGAAAUUGGAAA
Ceratitis capitata (Mediterranean fruit fly) is the source of this 921-nucleotide messenger RNA. RefSeq names its product chymotrypsin-1. The transcript has a single exon. The record is from RefSeq and is a predicted model, not a curated record. The coding region runs from base 83 to 883 and encodes 266 amino acids. NCBI's taxonomy places the organism in Eukaryota, Metazoa, Arthropoda, Insecta, Diptera, Tephritidae. Gene Ontology annotation, molecular function: serine-type endopeptidase activity. Gene Ontology annotation, biological process: proteolysis.